AUGUACGCCGCAGCGCGCCCGGCGUACCCGAAGGAUCUGUUUGCCAAGCUCUCGGCGCUCACUGCUCACCACCGCCGAGCUUGGGACGUUGGUACUGGCAAUGGCCAGGCAGCCAUCGGUGUCGCGGAGCACUACAACAGCGUGGUGGCCACGGACACGUCCGCGGAGCAGCUGUGGCACGCCACGCCACACCCGAAGGUCCGGUACAUGCACACCCCCGACGCCACACCGGGGGAGGAGGACCUUGUCGCCAUGCUGGGCGGCGAGGCCAGCGUGGACCUCAUCACGGUGGCACAGGCCGUGCACUGGUUCGACCUCCCGGCGUUCUAUGCCGUGGCGCGCCGCGUCCUGCGCAGGCCCGGCGGGGUGAUCGCGGUCUGGGGCUACAACUACGGCAUGAGCCCCGUGGAGGACAUGAUGGCGCGCUUCUUCCACACCACGCUGCCCUACUGGGACCCCCGAGCUCGGUAUUGCACUGACGGAUACCGGGACCUGCCGUUCCCGUUCGAGGACAUCGGGCUUGGGAAGGAAGGCGAGCCGGCGAGCCUCGACAUGGAGCAGGAGAUGUCGUUCGAGGGCCUGAUCGCCAUGCUGAGGUCGUGGUCGGCGGUGACAACGGCCAAGCAGCAGGGCGUGGACCUGCUGGGGGAGCGCGUUGUGAAGGAGCUGGAGGAAGGGUGGGGAGGGGCGUCGCUGGUGCGGAAGGUCACCUACAAGGGCUUCCUGCUGGCAGGCACCACAGGGCCCAUGGCUGAUGAGUUAUGUCGCUCUUAG
This is a messenger RNA of Miscanthus lutarioriparius, 774 nucleotides long. Lineage: Eukaryota; Viridiplantae; Streptophyta; Magnoliopsida; Poales; Poaceae. The record is from the annotation of a GenBank genome assembly.